Molecule: messenger RNA, 2888 nt
Organism: Hydractinia symbiolongicarpus
Lineage: Eukaryota; Metazoa; Cnidaria; Hydrozoa; Anthoathecata; Hydractiniidae
Product: reticulocyte-binding protein homolog 2a-like
Exons: 3
Coding region: 358-1164 (268 amino acids)
Source: RefSeq, a predicted model, not a curated record
CUAGUCACAAUAACAGAGAUAACAGCUGUAACUGAGUACAAACCCAUGAAAUGAAAAGAAGAAGAUAUUUAUUUUCAAUAUAUUCAUGAAAAGAUAAAAUGGUAUUGAAUUCAUUCGACUUUAAAAAUGCGUUUUUAUGUUUUAUUAAAGAUAUGAAACGUAGAAUCAAGAAUGGCGCAGUGUUACAUGAAGCUUAAGAACGACAAAUAGUUCAAAUAAUAUCAAUGAGUUCCAAAACGCGCUUUUACAGUGAAAAGAAGAAAAGUGAAAAAGAAAAAAGUCGAAAAGAAAGGAAAUCGAUUUUAUGUUAAUAUUCUGAAUAGAACUACUGGAUAUUUUUUUAAUAGUCUGAGGAAAAUGGGAAAUAAACUAACUCGAAAGUCGAGUAAGAGCCACGUUGAACUGUUAAAAGUGAGUAAAGUGAAAGAAUCGACAAAAAACAAAAAUAAAAAAAUUGAUUUAAAUACGAAGGAGAGUGAAACUAAUAAAGAUGGUAACCGCCAUGGCGAUGGCCUUGUCGCGAAAGACGUAACCAUCCCAGAGGCGGAGCAGAGAAUUAGGGUAGAUAAUAAUAUCCAAAUAGAAAAAGACAAUACAAAAGUAGAAACAUCUGAUUUAAAUACAGUUGAAACAAACACAUACAUCAAAACAUUUUGUGAUAAAAUUCUGCGAGAGUCUUACGAACAAAUUAAAGAUUUAGGAGCAAACAUUCUAAAAUCAAAAACACCGGUAGCCGAUAGUAAAUCCAUAUCAAAGCAAGUUAGAUUUGACGCAAAAGUUGAAUGCAUAGAACACGAUGAAAGCGACUUUAAGGAAGAGCUGAAAAGAAAUGAGGAAGAAAGAGAGUUAAAAAGAGAAGAACAUUUGGCUAAAGAUGCCGAAAUUAAAAGAGAGAAUAUGAAUACAGAGAGCAUCAAUACAAGUGAAAACAACACACAAAUUAUGAAUAAAGAAAACGACAUGGAUAAAGUUGAGAAAAGUUGUGUUGUUAAAGACAAAAAGGAGGGCACAGAGGAGGAGAAUUUCGUUCAAUCUCAGAAAAAUAUUGAGAAAAAUAGUGAAAACAACAACGACCUUUGGGGUGGGAAGUUUUACAGUGUUGAUGAUUUUUCAGAUAAUUUAACAAACAUUAUUAUUAGAGACGUACUUAGUUAUUUUCUAUAAUGAUGUAUAUAUUUCCAAGAUGUUCAAACUUUGUUUGUUUAAAUGUUUAAAGAAAAGUAGUGAUCAAAAACAUCGAUCGACGAACAAAACUCUUUCAGUGUACAUAAAAGUACCAGUGUCAUUUUUACUGACCAUGUCACAUGGAAUAUAAAAUUGAAGUAACUUUCGUUAAAAAUAUGAAUUUUUUUAAAAACACACUUGUGAAAAUAUUCUUUUUCAAUGUACGUCUGUUGAUUGAGAUAAGAAUUACCUAUACUUGACAUUUAGAAAUCUGUUUCACGCUAAUUUUUUUCUAGUUAUCUUAAAAAGUUACGUGUUUUUGUAAUAUAGCUACCCUCGUCCCCAAGGCUUUUCUACGCCCUAUGAUGUUCUGUCAGAAUAUCAUAGGCAUAGAAGAGUCCCGGGGACGAGGUUGUAAUAGAGCUGCUCACAAUUUUCUCGUUCGAAACAUGUUUCUUUUUGACUGACAAAAAUAUGUUAAUCUCCUGUUGCUGAACUUUAAUGUUGGCAUGUUAAGCUCGUGCUAAGGGGCCUUUUUUGACACCGAUGUCAAGUGCGCCCUAGCGGCUUUGACAUAGGCAAUAAACCUGGAGACGAGGAUGGUUGGCAUGUUUGCUGGAAAUUUUUACAUUGUAAAGUCAAUAUUAAAAAGUGCUGCACUUAACUAAACGUGACACCAAAUAGGCGAUUUUCGAAAAGUUCUCGAAAAGUCCAUUUUCAUUUUGUACAAAAUUAACUUUACCGCCACGACAUUUUUAGCUUUCUUAAAACCCUGGUACUGCGGGAAACAGUGCACGAUUAGUUUUAAACUAAUCCAGACCGUUUUAUGCAAAUCAAUUCACUCUCUCUUAUUUCAAUCGUGAAUUUGGGUACUAAGUUGAUUUAACUGUUUUUACUCUUUUCUACUUUUUAAAAUAAUUAUCCAAAUAAAAAUUCCAGUUUAUUAAUCGCGAAUAAUAGAAAUAAUUAAAUACUAAAUAUAACCACAGAUGGGAAAAAAGAAAUCGGUGAAGAAAUCAGUCUAGUAAGCAAACGAAAGUAUAAAACUUUCAUAAAUAAGAUUUGUUUCAUUAAUAAAAAUGCAUGGUCAAAUUCACUAAAGUAAAAAUUUUUUUCUUUGAAAAAAGUUUGAGAACAAUUUUCUUCAUAAGAAACUCUAAGCAAAUAAAGUAGCUAGCACACUGUAAGCCAUUGAUAGCAAAAACAUUUUUUUUCAGUCAAGUGUUUAUAUAGACUAAAUAUUUUCCCAUCGCGAUUAAAUAUCAUAUUUUUAAUACCAUACAUACAAAUUCAUCUUUUCAAUAUUUAUACAACUACUAGAACAUAGUUUGUUAAGGCAAAUCGGAAAGUUUAUAAGCUUACCGAGUUUCGAGCAAAUUUUUAGGCUUUACAGAAGACAUUAAACAAGUUCGAAUUCAGCUUUCAUAACAAUAUAUGCAUAAGCUUCACAAAGAAAAUUUUUAAUCGCUGUGAUUGGCUUCAAAAAGAAAAGCUUUUAAUAAAAGCUUUACAUUUCAUAAUUCAGUCUCAAUUUUAACAAAAGAAUAAUCACAUUCAACAUCAGUCCAAAAUUUUAAGUUACUCUUAUAUAUAGAAAUGUAUAUUAUAACUUAAAAUAUUAUAAAUUGUUCAAAAUAAUAACUUAAUUAAUAUACGUUACAACCUCGGUCCCAGGGGCUGCCGUAUCUUUUUUUUAACUCACGACCAAAGAGCGAGGCGCUAAU